Molecule: messenger RNA, 1711 nt
Organism: Pipistrellus kuhlii (Kuhl's pipistrelle)
Lineage: Eukaryota; Metazoa; Chordata; Mammalia; Chiroptera; Vespertilionidae
Gene: LDHD
Product: lactate dehydrogenase D
Exons: 11
Coding region: 55-1512 (485 amino acids)
Biological process (GO): lactate catabolic process
Cellular component (GO): mitochondrion
Molecular function (GO): D-lactate dehydrogenase (cytochrome) activity; D-lactate dehydrogenase (NAD+) activity; FAD binding
Source: RefSeq, a predicted model, not a curated record
GGCUGGUGCAGCUCCCAGCUUAAGUGUCCAUACCCCUUUCGCCACUGCCCAGCUAUGGCCAGUCUGCUGCGGGCCACAGCCACCUGGGGGCACUUCCCCUGGAGGGGCUACUGCUCCAGGAUAAAGCAGGGCAAACUCGGCGAGGACUUUGUGCAGGCUCUGAGGGCAGUGGUGGGGAGCCCCCACGUGUCUACGGCCGCUGCGGUCCUACAACAACACGGGCACGAUGAGUCCAUGCACAGGUGCCAACCUCCGGACGCCGUGGUGUGGCCCCAGAACGUGGAGCAAGUCAGCCGGCUGGCAGCCCUGUGCUACGGCCACGGCGUCCCCAUCAUCCCCUUCGGCACGGGCACUGGGCUGGAGGGCGGAGUCUGUGCCGUGCAGGGUGGCGUCUGCUUCAAUCUGACCCACAUGGACCGCAUCCUGGCGCUGAACCCAGAGGACUUCUCUGUGGUGGUGGAGCCCGGCGUCACCCGCAAAGCACUCAACACCCACCUGCGGGGCACUGGCCUCUGGUUUCCUGUAGACCCCGGUGCAGAUGCUUCCCUCUGUGGCAUGGCGGCCACAGGGGCCUCGGGCACCAACGCCGUGCGCUACGGCACCAUCCGGGACAACGUGCUGAACCUGGAGGUGGUGCUGCCUGGCGGGCAGCUGCUGCACACCGCGGGCCGGGGCCGGCAUUACCGGAAGAGCGCAGCGGGCUACAACCUCACCGGGCUCUUUGUGGGCUCGGAGGGAACCCUGGGCCUCAUCACAGCCGCCACCCUGCGCCUGCACCCCGCCCCCGAGGCCACGGUGGCCGCCACCUGCGCGUUCCCCAGCGUCCAGGCGGCCGUGGACAGCACCGUGCACAUCCUCCAGGCCGCGGUGCCCGUGGCCCGCAUCGAGUUCCUGGAUGAGGUCAUGAUGGACGCCUGCAUCAGGUACAGCAAACUGGACUGCUCCGUGGCACCCACGCUGUUCCUCGAGUUCCACGGCUCCCAGCAGGCCCUGGUGGAGCAGGUGCAGCGGACAGAGGAGAUCACCCAGGCCAACGGCGCCUUCCACUUCUCCUGGGCCAAGGAGGCGGAGGAGCGCAGCCAGCUCUGGGCCGCCCGGCACAACGCCUGGUACGCCGCCCUGGCCCUGCGGCCGGGCUGCAAGGGCUAUGCCACUGACGUCUGUGUGCCCAUCUCCCGGCUGCCGGAGAUCCUGGUGCAGACCAAGGAGGACCUGAAGGCCUCUGGGCUCACAGGAACCAUUGUUGGACACGUGGGCGACGGCAACUUCCACUGCAUCCUGCUGGUAGACCCGGAGGACACCGAGGAGCUCGGCAGGCUUGAGGCCUUUGCAUGCCAGCUGGGAAGGCGGGCGCUGGCACUCCACGGUACAUGCACAGGGGAACACGGCAUUGGGCUGGGCAAACGGCAGCUGCUGCAGGAGGAGGUGGGAGCCGUGGGCAUAGAGACCAUGCGGCAGCUCAAGGCCAUGCUGGAUCCCCGAGGCCUCAUGAACCCGGGCAAGGUGCUAUGAGGGGCUCCGAGCACUUGGCACACAAACCCCAGACAGUGGAACUUCCAGUCUGGGUUCUUCAAGCCACAGAACAGCUCUGCCUUUGCCUCUUAUCUGGAACUCAAGGCCAGAAGAGGAGAGAGAAGCCUGAAGGCCUGGCCCCUCCCUGGCCCUCUUGCUGUCCCAGGAGCCUUUGGUUCAGUAACUGUAAGCCAGUGAA